This is a messenger RNA of Pogonomyrmex barbatus (red harvester ant), 3728 nucleotides long. RefSeq names its product Brother of Yb. The record is from RefSeq and is a predicted model, not a curated record. NCBI's taxonomy places the organism in Eukaryota, Metazoa, Arthropoda, Insecta, Hymenoptera, Formicidae. Gene Ontology annotation, molecular function: nucleic acid binding; metal ion binding; ATP binding. Gene Ontology annotation, biological process: germ-line stem cell division.
CCCUUUUCCAUCCACCACUUUACUGGAUUGCGUUCAACUCACGCUACAGUCUACAGUAUUCAUGGAAUUAUUCUCUGUUCAAAUGUUCAAUGUUGAACAAGGACAAAUGACCUUACGCUCGUUGUGAUAAGUGGGAUGAGUUCUAUUGCCUGUACUAUUUUUUUAGUUCAUCAGCGAUGGUCAUUUGGUGAACGCAAGAUUUAAAGUUCUCAUAGUUUCAUCCUUGAUGUCAAUCGCCGCAUGUUAUGAAAAGACAGCUAUGCAAUAAGGAAUAAGAAAGACAACAGACGUUUGUACUUAUAAUUAAUGACAUUAUCCAUCUAUUUUACACAGUACACUCGUGUGUGCACUGAAACGUUCGUUCUCUCUUUCGCCAAGCUUCAAAUAUAUAUCUAUUUCAUUUUAAGUACAACAAGUGUACACUAGUUCAGUUACAAAGAACAGAAAGUGCUACUGAUCUUUCUUCUCUCCUACAAUAAACUUUUGUAGGUUAUCUUUUGGUGUUUUUAAUACUUUUGAAGGAAGACUGACUAGAGCACAUUCAGCAAAAAUUUUAAAAGAAAUCUAAAGAAAUAACUUAUAAUUAAAUUAAAUUAAAAUACACUUGUCGCUUGAAACAAUGCCGAUUCCUAUUGAAAAAUCAACCGUAACAACAGCAACGGACAAUAAAAAAAACUGUGAAUCUUUUCAACUACAAAAGACAAGUAAGCCUUGUGCUCGCCAAGCUUUAGAUGCUAUUCCUAUUACUGCCAAAGCAAUAAAAAUAAAAAAUGUACAAAAUCCAUGUAUCAUGAGAGUUUACGAAAUUGAAAAUCAUACUGAGACACUUCGUAAAAUAGAAAAAAAAUUAUUAAAUUUUAUGCAAACAGACGAUUUUCUGAAAAAAAAAUAUAACGAGAAUGAUGUCAAAAUUGACGAUAUGGUUUUUGUGUAUAAUGAUACACAAAGUAGUAAUGAGACUGAAUUUGAAUUACCAUCCUUUGUUUGGCGAGGUUUAGUAAAGAGUAAGAGAAAGGAUGGAACAUAUUGUAUUUUUUUAGUGGAUCAUGGCACGUGCAUUGAAUUAACCAAAGAUAAAUUUUGUAUAGUUCCACAAGAUUUUAUUUCUGACAAAUAUCUAACGAAAACUGUUGGUAUAUAUGGUAUGUUGCCGAUUUGUAUCAGAAGAAAAGGCGCAAUUUCGAAAGGUUCUAACGCUAUGGCAAUUAUUUUAGAAAAAUGGACCGAAGAGGCAAUUCAGUUUACAAAACAUCUCCUCAGUGCAUCUGAAAGUGUUCACUUUGAUCAUUUAAUCACAGACAAAAAUGGAAGAGAAUAUGGUGAAAUUUAUCUUACCAUUAAUAACAUUGUCAUUUCAUUAAGUGAAACUUUAUUCAAUAAUUAUCAUGCCGUGUAUAUAGAAGGAGAAUUAUUAAAAUAUAUUGAAACCUCUACUCAAUUUGACGAAAAACGAGAGAACGUUUUACAUGUACGUUGUUCAAGGAAUAAAAGACAUGAAAGCAACAUGCUACAUAUUAAUGGAAUUGAUCAUCAUGAAACAAAAUUUUCUCUCAGUGAAAAGAUUGUAGUACAAAGCACAAUAGACUGUGGUGUUUUAAAUGAUCUUAGAGACCUUAGAUAUCCGAGAGGAAUACAUCAGAGUUGGAAUGAAUGCAUUAACUCCAUGAGGCCUAGAAAACUUCAGUCUUAUAUAUGGCCAGCUAUAAAUAAAGGGUUAAAUGUUGUUGCCAUCGGAUCAUCACAAUGUGGUAAAACAACUGGAUGUGUAAUGGCUGUUUGUGGACAAAUAGCUACACAUCAAAAUGAAAUACAUAGUGCAACUCAUCCAUUGGCACUGAUUUUAUGUGCUUCAUCUACUGAAGUAAUUUAUAUUCAAUCAUUGUGUGAGUCAUUCCUUCGAAAAUUUAAUAAUUUAAAAUCUGUUGGAGCAUUUAAUGGCAAGUCGGAUAGAUCUAUAGCGGCAAUGAUAUAUAAUGGCUGUCAAAUCUUGGUGACCACACCGCGAUAUCUAGUUCGAUUUUUGAAUAAAAAUAAAGGUCUAUUAUCAUUCGACAAACUUUCUUGUUUACUACUUGACAAUGCUGAUAUAAUUUUAGAUAAAUAUUUCAAGUCGCUAGGGGAAUUGUUUAAAAUACAUAAGAUAAUCGAAAACCGUGACCCGCAAAGCAACGACAGGCCGAUAUUGCAGAUAAUUAUGUCGGCAACAGAAUGUACGAUUGAGAUGAAAAAAUUUGUAUCUGUAGUGAUGCAUAAUCCAUACAUAUGCAUUGGGUCAUUUGUAGAAGCUAUUGUUUUUAAAUCUAUACGUCCAAAACUUAGUCGUUUAAUAUCUACAGACAAGAAUAAAAAAAUAUUAGAGUUACUAGAGGAUAUUUAUAUCACAUCGAGAACAGCAAUAGUUUGUAUAAAUGCCGAAGAAGCCGAAGAGUUAAAUUCGUUUUUACUUUCAACAAAGAAAACUCUGCUAAUUCAUGAAAAGAUGAAAUCAUUUGAUAUACGAGGCAAACGAGAAAGUUGGAUGGCAUGUGUACGAGGUUUUUAUCCAAUAUUAAUAUGUACUGAUUUAAUUUUAGCUGAUCUUAAUCUUACUAAUAUUCAAUGGCUCAUACAUCACUCUGUGUGUUUAAAAUUCAAAAACCAAUUCAAUUAUAGAUUUUCUCUACUCUUAGAUAAUUUAAUGCAGGAUGUUACUAACUGUAAAGUUCAUAUAAUUGUUGAUGAAAAUAACAAUGUGCAAUUUCCAUACAUAGUAAAACUAUUGCAGCGAACAGGAGUUGUAGUAAAUCCUGAUAAGCUAAACUACACUGAGGAAAUAAAAAUUAUGGUGGAAAGAAAUAAAAAAGAAUUUGCUUUAUGUGAUAAUAUAAAAUCGUUCGGCUUUUGCAAAGAACAAAAUAGCUGUGAAUUUAGACAUUGUGUGCUUCCUGAGAUCGAUGUGACAAAGAUAGAUAAAAAUAUACAGAUAAAUGAUAAGGUGAAAUUGAUGGUGAUGUACAUUCAUGAUACAACGCAUUUUUCUGCAAGGAUCAUCGAACAUAUUCCAAAUUCCAAUGAAAAAAAAAUAACAUACUCCAACAUCGAGUAUGUGCAAACUACAGCUAAAAUACAAAAUUACUAUAGCAAUAUUGAAAAUAGGAAAGUAUGUAAGUCGACAAAUAUAGGUGACAUCUGCGUUUUCGAAGAAACUAUCGAUAUAUUUAAACGAGUACAGAUAAGACGCAUCAGACAUGACAGAAAUCAUUCUGGAAAUAUGAAAUUUGUAGAUGUGAGAUGCAUCGAUACUGGCAUUAUACAUGAAUGCAUUGAUGCAUAUAAACUAAUGCAUAUCCCAGAGGAAUUAUUGAAUCUUCCAACGCACGCUGUCGAAAUAUUUUUAGCUGAUUUAAUGCCAUAUGACGAAGAAUAUACAUGGAAUCGUUACACUAAUGAGGAGGUUCACAAAUGGUUUUCAGAAAAUUUCGACAAAAGAUCUUACAUUUUCGGAAGAGUUCGCCUUCAUCUCAGAGAUACAAUAUGGUUAGACGAUUUGGAAAUUGGAACAAAGUUAAUUGGUCAUCCUGAUUUAAUAGGCUCUUCUUUAAAAAAGAAAUUACUCGCUGGAGAUUUUGCAGUUAUGAACGAUAAUCACAUAUCGAAUCUAUUCAAACUUUGCAAAAACAGUGGAUUGAUUGAAGUUAAUGGCCAUAAUAUAAAUUCUGUAUAGAAAUGAAAUAACAUAUAUAUAUAUA